AUGGCGGCUUCCAUGACAGGAGAGCAAAUCCAAGCUCUCGCUGACGCCCUCGAACCUCUGACACCAAAGAAUCUUGGACCUGCUGUUCAAGGCUUCGCUAUUGCCUUUGGUGUUAUCAGCGUUGUCGUCGUUUGUCUCAGGAUCUAUGUGCGCGCGGGUUUAUCUGGUGUAUCGCCUCGACUUCUUGGGUUUGAAGAUUACCUAGCUGUUCUUGCGACAAUACUUCUAAUACCGGCCGUCGUCUUCGCUAUCCUUGCAGCGCGCUACGGAGUCGGUUCUCGCGAUGUGAAUAUUCCCAAUCAGAUGUACCUUAUCCGCGCCGUGGAGUACCAGACCUACUGGGAGCUUUUAUACUUUGUUUCGUCAACCAUAAUUAAAUGCGCUAUCGGUUUUACGUGUAUACGCCUCGAUCGUCGGAAGCGGGUUGUGUUUCCUAUAUGCGUCAACAUGUCGAUCAUGGUCAUCGUAACCGUUCUAGCGUUGGCGUUCGUGUUUGCCAAUUGCAAGCCGUUCAAUGCGACAUGGAAUCCAGCUUUAGGAACGUGUCAGAAGGUCAUCAGCUUGCAGACUGUGAGCUAUAUCGUCUCGGCCAUCCAGAUGGCGACCGAUUGGGCAUGCGCAAUUAUUCCGUUCUUUAUCGUAGCAGGUCUACAAAUGUCUCGGCGCAGAAAGAUAUCGGUCAUCGCUAUCCUCGGUCUCGGUGUCUCGGCCAGUAUUGCGACCUGUAUUCGAAUGCCGUACCUAAAAUACUACGACACGGUGAAAUAUCCGAAUGAGAUCGCCUAUCAUCUCGGCGUCGUCAGUAUCACCUCCAACGUCGAAUGCUGUCUCGGCAUCAUCGCAUGUUCUCUACCUCCGCUGCGAAAACUGUUUAACUUCUACUACGGCUCCUCCAAUGAGGCCAACUAUCAGUACACAGGCGAAAGCGAGAACAUCCUCCAGAAUUCCGGUCAGGGCAUCAGGCUGGAUUCAAUCAAUGGUCGAAAAGGGACAUUUCAUGCCUCCGCCCAGCGUGUUCCGUCGCGAGCUCGGGAAGAGACAGAUGAUGAUAACUCGAGCAGUAAGGGAAUCAUACGGAAAACGGAGGUCAGGGUCAGCUCAUCGAGGUUUAACUCGUAG
Molecule: messenger RNA, 1119 nt
Organism: Fusarium tjaetaba
Lineage: Eukaryota; Fungi; Ascomycota; Sordariomycetes; Hypocreales; Nectriaceae
Exons: 5
Coding region: 1-1119 (372 amino acids)
Source: RefSeq, a predicted model, not a curated record